Drosophila ficusphila is the source of this 3969-nucleotide messenger RNA. Its product is annotated as insulin-like growth factor-binding protein complex acid labile subunit. The transcript is spliced from 3 exons. The coding region runs from base 3054 to 3749 and encodes 231 amino acids. Lineage: Eukaryota; Metazoa; Arthropoda; Insecta; Diptera; Drosophilidae. The record is from RefSeq and is a predicted model, not a curated record. Gene Ontology annotation, molecular function: protein binding.
UAAAACACUGAAAAAAUUGUAUUAUUUAGUUGGUUGCAUAUAUGGCUAAUUUCCGAUUGAUUUGAGGUAUUUUCUUUGGGUUAUUUAAUUAUGUUUCACAUUUUGCGGCGUGCGUGGGUGGCACUUUUUCACAAGUCACAGCUGUUGAUGUAGGUUAGUUAGAGAGAAACUUUUAAGGAGAGAGAGUGUGGGUGAGAGUCCUGCUGCCCUGGCUGACUGCGCUGCCGGCGUUGACGUCGACGUUGGCGUCAAACGUCAGCGUCGGCGUUUAAAUGUCUACUGGUGUCGCCCUAGUGACUGUGUAACCUUUUUUGUCUCUGUGUGUUGUGGGUGGAAUUAUUUAUGCUACACAUUUUGUGCGGCGGCUUUUCGUUUUCCUUUUUGUUUUUCGGUUGCCAGUUGCCAGUGCCUUGGCAUUUUGCUUAUUAUUCUUCAAUUUAUUUGCAUUUGCUCGCCAGCACAACAUCCUUGAUUUAUCACAGAUCUCUGGCAGAAGUCGACUGAUCUAACUAGUUUGCCUUUCCUUGCCCCCUCCCCGUCGACAUCCUUGGUUCACCUUGGUGGUCUAUUUGAAAAUUGCCACCGUUGUUGUUGCAACUUCGCGUGACUCUGGACUUUGGUCAGGACAUUAGCUCUCGUCCUUUGUUCUUGCCCCGUUUUAUUGCUGGUCUGUUUCAUUUCAUUUCAUUUCAUUUAUUUUUCUGCCUUUGUUUUAUUUUAUUUUUUUGCCAUGGCACGCAUUUCACAAUUUUUAUCAUAGACACCCUCGCACACACACACACAAGCAGACUUGGAAACACGGACAGUAGGUGAGCUUAACUGUUAUUGCCUCUUUGUAGUUGGUAUGAUUUCAUUUUCAUGCUUUGUUUGGGCAACGCGGCGUAUGAGUAAUGCACUUGGCAGUCAUAUAAAUUUCAAAGCAAUUUAUACAAGUCCUAAGAUGUUUUAAAGCGGGAAGUGUGGAAGUUUUUCUACGAAGCCUGGGAGAGGAAUGACAACAACAGCAGCAUGCUAGGAAAACGCUCGGGAAAACUCCUUGAGCGCCUGUCAUUGCCAUAAGAAUUAAGUCUCAAGUACACAAAAAGAAUUGUGGUGGUAGAAAUUUGGGUAAUAAUCAAAAUUAAAGGAAUAUUUUUAAAUAAAUAAAAUUGUAAAACUAAUAUGUACAAGAUUAGCACAAACAAAUUUUAAUUAAAUUAUAUCACAAAUAAAAAUGAUUUACAAUUAAUCUUGUCAAAUAUCACCUAAACUUUCUGUUUUUCAUAGAUAUUCUAAUCCUAGUUUUUCUAAAAAUUAACAACUUUUGAAUUAUUUCUCUUGACUCUGUUAACUUUUAGUUUCUCAUUCGUUUCUCGAAGAGAUAAUGUUCACUUGUGUUUUUUUUGCACAAUUGUUCGCAGUGCACCGCCCACGCCUUUUGUUGAGCUGCAAAAGUUUGGAGGGCGAGAAUGGAUUGGAUGGAGGGGCGACUAAAACUAAAAUAGAAAUAAAAAUGAAAGUGAAAAUAAAACAUUAGGCUUUCGAGUCGAACUAACUUUUGACAGCUGAACUGGCAGCUGAAGAGCCCGCAGCCCGCAACCCGCAACCUGCAACCUGCAACCCGCUCCGCGUUUCCCGCUCCGCCAGCGCACUUUGUUGAUUUUGUUGCUAACGUUGUUGUUGUUGCCCGUGUUGCUUAUGGUUUUUUCGCUUUUUUUUCUAUUUGUUUAUUUGCAGGACUAUACAGAAAUGUCGGGCGGCAGGUGUUUUGCUUGUAUUCUAUUUUUUUUUUGCACUUCUACUUGAUUUUUUACGUUUCCACUUGAAUUUGGCUGGGGCCAGACUUUGUCGUAUUUUGCACGAUUACGGCACGGUAUUUGCCACAGAAUUGGAAUUGGCUAACACCGACGCUGCCAUUGGCUCACGCACACACACACACGCUCACGCACACGCUGGCGGACAGACAGACAGAAUUCUCGACACGAGAAGCGCGCGCGCUUGGCCCUGACGUGCCUCUCGGAGUGUUUGUCCAAAACUGAGGACUCAGGACUCGAAAAAGGACUCCCGAGGACUGCCCGCCCGGACUCGCGCCCCCUUUCCCCCCUCCCCUCACACGUUUUUUUUUCGGGGGCGGCAAGGCAGCGGUGCGUCGACGUCGGCAGCGCUGCCAAUGCGGACGCAACUUCGGCGAAGUAACGAAGCUUUGCCACACAAUCGCCAAGGAUUCGCGUGUGCGCGCUCCCCAAAAAGAGAGAAAGAGAGUGAGAGAGAGAGAGAGAGAGAACGGAAAUACAGGACGAGGACGCAGUAUUUUUUGCACUGCUUGCCCAAAUAGAGCCGCUCCCAUCAAGUAUACGCACUGUCAGCCGGCACAACAAGUUCCUGCGCAAAGAAAUGUUUGUUAUAUUAAGUCUGAUUACAUUUUUUUAAUAAAUUAAUGUCAUUUAAAUAUUAAAUAUAAAUACUCAAUACUUUGUGUUUGUCAUAUAACAUUUUCAGUUAUUUUUAUAAAGUUUUUGAAAGGCAAACGUUAUCUGUUAAAGCUCUUAGCUACGCUGAAAACCCAAUACGAACAGCUUUUAUUGGCAGCAUUCGAGUGGGGUUCCCAGCAAAAGAAAAAACACUUUCAAAUAUUUCUUGCAGUGUUCCUUUACCAAAUUUCUAUAUUAGCAUCCUUUUUAAGCUAUCUUAAAAAUAUUUUAAAUAGUUAUUGAAAACGUUGUAAUUUAUAGUAAACAAUCUGAUGGUGUAAAUGCAAAAUUAUUUAAAUUUUGUCAAUUCUGGUCAAAGUUUAAAAUAAACAUCAGUAUUUGUGAAAGUAAAAAAUCUAGAAAUAACUAAUAAAGUUUUUUAGUAUUUUGUAAGGCGUUUAAUAAAUGUGUUCACACUAAAAAUGUCAUAUCUAGACACGGCGUUCCGUAGGAUCGUGAUAAUCACUUUCUUCGUUUGCUAUCGAUCUAAUCUGCUGCUUGUGUAAAAAAAAAAAACGAAAAUUAAAGUAAAAAAGCCGGAAAAUAUAUUUUUUAAUAUCUAAAGAGGCAACCAGACCCAAAAAGUUUUUUUUACAGUUUAAGAUGUUGAUUACGAGCGUAUUCUAUAUAUUGCUGGCUUUGAGCCCGGUGAAAGGACCACCUCGAUUUUUUCAUUCCGGCUGCUGGAUAUCCGGCACAGGACUUAAUAAGUUUUUGGCUGCAGACUGCGGAAGUUUUACCUUCGACAUAAAGGGCUUGGCUGAUCUGCCGAUUAAUUCCCUGGAUAUAUCCGGUAUUAGCCUCAGGGAAGUACCCGAUUUAAGUGGAUUACAGGAACUCCGCCACCUAGAUCUAUCAAACAAUCAGAUUUCCUACCUGCCGGGAUGCAAUUUCAGUGCAUUUCCCAAUCUGAAAAGUUUGAACUUAAGCCAUAAUCUUAUCACGGAAAUGCCAGAAGAGCCGUGCCGAAUGGAUUCAAUCGAUGUGAGUCACAAUCAACUGACCGAUAUGCACAGUUUGGUUGGACUUUUUAAGACGAAGGAUGCGAGGGUCAUGGGAAAUCCCAUUCGAUGUAACUGCAGUUCUCCGCUAGUGCAAAGAUUCUACACCCAUGCGAAACAGUCUACACUGCGAAACAUCGAGUGCAUUUUGCAUGACUCUGACAGUCCAAAACCAUUGUCGACCCAAUGCCACAAAGAAAUCAACGAAGAGCAGACUCUUUCAAAGCUUCCCAUCAUAGUUAUCAUUGCUUUACUCAUUUUGGUUGUUGGUAUUAUAAUCCUGUGCAACAGACAUUAACGAAUUUAACCGACAAUCACACAAACCAAAGUCAUUUGAAAAUCUGAAGGAUUUUAAAACCACUUAAAAAGGCAACUUUUUAUUCAUUCCAAUUUUCACUUUUAAUUUUAUCUCAUCGGUAUUUUGACUUACCAGCAUAUUUAUACAAUUCGAAAUUUUUGUAAAUUGUAGAUGUAUUUUUGUAGUUUUAUAACGAAAGUAUUAAAAAUGUUAUUUUCUA